Molecule: messenger RNA, 3492 nt
Organism: Magnusiomyces paraingens
Lineage: Eukaryota; Fungi; Ascomycota; Dipodascomycetes; Dipodascales; Dipodascaceae
Exons: 1
Coding region: 1-3492 (1163 amino acids)
Source: RefSeq, a predicted model, not a curated record
AUGCAACAUCACCCUGUUGAUCCAAACAAUACUUUUGGCCAACCCUCUGCACCGCCGUUUUCUCAGAAUGACCCUCCAGGAACUUCACACCCAGGCAGAUCUUCGCUAGAGUCUGCCUCGAACUACGCCAACGGCCGCAAAUCUCUUGACUCGUCUACUGAAGAAGCUACAGCCCGUGAGGAGCAGCAGCGUCUUUGUGAACAAAUGCAAUCAGGUCACUCUAUCUAUUCAAUCAUUGAUUCAUCAAUGCGUCAAGCUGAAAAGAAUGAAAACAGCGAGUAUAUUGAACCACAGCGUCUUAACCGGUUUGAACGAAGGUGCGAGUUUCACCAGCAGUUUUCGCCUUGUAGAUGUAGCAUGGGCGACCGGCGACAGUGUGUGACUAAACAAGAAGAAGAAGAAAAAAAAGAACGGGAGGUGGGGGGCAAAGAAGGAAAAGAGAUGGAAAUGAAAGAGAAGAGGGAGAAUGGAAACGAAGAAAAACGGAAUGAGGAUAAUGGUUGGGAAAAUGUGACAAGUGAAAGAAAAAGUCAAGGUCAAGGUCAAGAGGUGGGAAGUGGAGCCCGGUGCAGAUGCUGUCCAGUAUGCAAAGGUCAAAAGAAGACUGAAGAGUGGAUCAUUGUUCAACGUCCUAAUGGGGAGACAAGUAAAGGAGAAAAAAGGACUGGUGAAGACGGAAACUUGGAUUUGAACCAAAGUUCAAAUAAGGAAGAAAAUAUGAAUGCUAAAGACGAGCAAGGCACUACCGGAAGUUUACAAGAGCCUGAGCAGUCGGGUUUUCAUCAAGAACGAGCGUUUGAUCCUGGUCAAGAAGCUUCAAGUAACAAUGUGGUGGAAAAAACAACUAUAACAAAUGAGCAACCCCUUCAAUACAAUCGUGAAGCUAAUAUCCAAGAAGAUGUUCAAGAAGAUGUUCAAGAGGAAGUUCAAGAGGAAGUUCAAGAGGAAGUUCAAGAAGAUAACAGAAUUGAAUAUUCAGGUGAUUUUGGUCCCGAACCUGAUCCAAGUCGAGACAAGAAAGACGAGGGGACUGGUAAUAAUAUUUUUUUUUCUAAUUUCUCUGAUGACCACACCAUGCCUUAUGAAUCAGGACCAAAACACAUGGAAAAAUAUUUUAAGUGGGCAAGAAAGUUAUGCACAAUCCCACCCCCUCCUUGCAACAUUUAUAAUCCGUCUCCGCCAUUUUCCUUAGGAGUAAACACAGUAAUUGAAUAUGGAAUUUUUCUUUUCCCUGUCAUUAACCGAGCUUUUGGUGAACGUUUUGGUGUUGAAGGAUGGACUGCACGUCUUAGUCUGUAUAGAGAAGUGGGAGGGGUUGUACCUCCACGUGAAAUAAUUGAAACAGAAACUCCGAGGUUUUUGUUGAGAAACCGUCGCAACAUUCAACUGGAAUUAAGAUGGCAUAUUAACCAAGCAAUUCUACACCAACAAAAUCGGCUUUACCCUAAAGACAAUAUUGAUGAGGCUUUGGAAAAUGGGACUUGGGCAAAUUAUAUGGACAGUGACCCAGAGGAAGAAGAAGGAGCCAGAGUUGAGAAAAGAAAACAAAUGCAAGAGCUUUUAAAUUGGCGGCGCAAACUGAAAAAAUCUCGAAAGGAAAUACUUGUCAACAUAGUCACAAGAAAAGCUUCUGAAUUCAUUUUGAAUCUUAUAUCUGAGCUCCGGUUAAACAAGGCUCUUCAAAAGCUUUCUGGGGAAAACAGAACAGUGUUUCUCGAAUGGAUUUCAUUUAUUGAAAAAUACGGACAGUCAUCUUUUGAGGAAGUUUACAGUUUAUACGUUGGUAUAAAACUUGCACUACAACCGUUAGAUAUUACUGGCAUCAACUUUCGAGAAAAAAUGAUUGAUUUGAUUUUGGAAGAAUUGGAGGAGCUUGAGACUGGCGGCCGAGGAGAGUUGUUGGAUGUUACACGGAUAUGGAGAGCCAGGAAAAUAUUGCAUGACCAACGACCAUAUUGGUUAAAAGAUGGUAUUGAUGGGACUUUUUCAAAAGGCCGAAACUUGCUCGAGAAAGAGCCACUGUUCCCACAAAAUGUUAAGCCACGCAUGCACACAAAUGGCGACCUAGAACAACAAGGCGUGGACUAUUUGUCGUUGCUUGCUGCCAGCUUUGGUCACUCACUAAUGCACUGGUCAAUCUCUGUGGCUUUGUUUAUUCAACAAUGGAGAAGAAAACAAGGCAAGCCACCAGUCUGGGAAGGUCCUCUAAGCACUCGGCCAUGGUAUGAGACUUUGGUGUAUCAAGUUUUACAAUUUGCUGUACCGAAGGCUCCUAUACUAAGGUUUCAAAACGGUACUUCAUCAAAAAGAGUGCCCAUUAAAAAGGUAACUGAUAUGUUCAAUAAGUCGGUUCGAGAAACACGAAACAGAAUUCUUCAAAAGUUGGAAAAAAGACGUACAUGGGAGCCGCCUUAUGAUAAAAGUCAAAGGGACGACGUUGUAUUUUCCAAAGACAGGGAAAAUAAUUCUUCUAUGAAAGUUUUGCCUCCAAAUCUUAGUAAUAUGUUUUCAGCAGAAUAUAUGGAUACUCAAGUCGAGUUAACUUGGAACCAGGCGCUGUUUUUUACUCGUGUGAGAGAAAGACGAAAAGAACUCUGGAAACUAGCAAUCAGAUCACACGCUAUGGAGCUUCAAAGUGUUCUUGAUCGUAGUGAUGCCUGGGGCGGCCCCCAUUUUGAUAUGGUUAUUCCCAAUGUUGUUGAAGAAACGGGCUCAGGUACUCUUGCAUCAGAUGCAUAUAAUGAUAAUAAAGAUAUGAUGCUUAAUUUCAUGGGUGGCUGUUUGAUUAAUGGGAUUUCGCAAAAUUCCCCGCUGUGGCCUUUGGCUCGAACACACGUGAUGCAGUGGCUUUACGCUGAAAGGACCCCUGGAAAGAAAAACUUGCCUAAAAAUAGUCGAGUAGCUGCCAUGUUAUCGUUUUUAAUGAAGGAUGCUCAAUUUGAACCUGGGAGAGAUGGGAAUCCGGUUGUUGUGUUUAUGGUGGGAGUUAACAAUAGCAUCAAGUCUGCUUCUAUGUCGGAUAAAAAAAGUGAGAAUAUUGAAGAGAAAAAGGAACAAGAAAAUUACGAAGACCGCAAAGAACAAGGAGAGCAAAAACAUGAAGAAAAAGAGGAACAAGGAAACGCAUUUUCAAAUACCCAAAGUUUGCCGCCUCAUUGGACUGUGGGAGCAAUUGCCAGAGUAAAAGAGCAUUACAGGAUCAAUGUGGAAGGCAUGAGUGUAAGCAAGCGCCCAAUGUUUACUGAAAGUAUGGUAGAUUGGAUAGACUCAGUGCCUUACCCUGAACGGGCCUUGAAUCUAAAAGGUACUUUUGAAGGUUUGGACUUUGAGUUGCUGAGUGUUCGGGAUUCUGAUUUGGAAAGCGAGACUGAGAGUAGUUCUAAGGGAAAAAAAGAUGGAAAUGACGACGACGACGACGAUGAUGAUGAUGAUGAUGAUAAUAAUGAUAAUGAUUUCGAGAGUAUUUUACAAGAUCCUGAAAAAGGAAAUUAA